Cricetulus griseus (Chinese hamster) is the source of this 2713-nucleotide messenger RNA. Lineage: Eukaryota; Metazoa; Chordata; Mammalia; Rodentia; Cricetidae. The record is from RefSeq and is a predicted model, not a curated record.
GCUCGACUGCUGAGGUUGAGGUUUUUGACAAUGUCGCGCCCGCGGAGAGCCACCGGGUUUGACCCUCGUGCUGGAUUCCACCGGGAGGGCAAGGACAGCGGCCCCUCAGUCCCUCAGGGCCUGCUGAAGGCGGCGCGGAGCAGCGGGCAGCUCAACCUGGCGGGAAGGAACCUCGGGGAAGUCCCUCAAUGUGUUUGGAGAAUAAAUGUGGACGUUCCUGAGGAGGCUAAUCAGAAUCUUUCAUUCAGUUCUACUGAACGAUGGUGGGAGCAGACAGAUCUGACCAAACUCAUCAUUUCCAGCAAUAAGCUUCAGUCUCUCUCUGAUGACCUCCGACUCUUGCCUGCCCUCACUGUCCUGGAUAUACAUGAUAACCAGCUGACAUCUCUUCCUUCAGCUAUAAGAGAACUGGACAAUCUUCAGAAACUUAAUGUCAGCCAUAACAGACUGAACAUGCUUCCAGAAGAAAUUACAAGUUUAAAAAACCUGAAGGUGCUGCACCUCCAGCACAAUGAGCUGACUGGCAUACCUGAAGGCUUUGAGCGCCUUUCUGGUUUAGAAGAUUUAGAUCUUUCAAAUAAUCGUCUUGCAACUGUGCCUGCUGGUUUUGCUUUGCUGUCCAGUCUGCUGCGACUCAAUCUUUCCAGUAACCAGCUGAAGAGUUUGCCAGCAGAAAUAAGCAGAAUGCAAAGAUUAAAGCAUUUGGAUUGUGACUCCAAUCUCCUGGAGACUGUGCCUCCUGAUGUGGGCAGCAUGGAAUCACUGGAAUUGCUUUAUUUGCGGAGAAAUAAAUUACGUGUUUUACCUGAAUUUCCUUCCUCUAGGCAACUAAAGGAGCUGCACCUAGGUGAAAACCAGAUCGAAACGCUAGGGGCAGAGCAUCUUCAGCAGUUGCAGGCCAUCCUUGUGCUGGACCUGAGGGGCAACAAGCUGCGGUCUGUUCCUGAGGAAAUGGCCCUGCUGCAGUCUUUGGAAAGGCUCGACUUGAGCAACAAUGACAUUAGUAGUCUGCCCUGCUCUUUGGGAAACCUUCAUUUGAAAUUCCUGGCACUAGAAGGAAAUCCUCUAAGAACCAUUCGAAGAGAAAUUAUAGCUAAAGGAACUCAAGAAGUCCUAAAAUACCUGCGAAGCAAGAUCAAAGAUGAUGGGACCAGUCAAAAUGAUUCUGUUCCUGAGACUGCCAUGACGCUACCAAGUGAAUCCAGAGUCAACAUCCAUGCUAUAGUCACUCUAAAGCUGCUAGACUACAGUGAUAAACAAGCAACCUUGAUUCCUGAUGACGUAUUUGAUGCCGCAAAAAGCAAUACCAUCAUUUCUGUCAACUUCAGUAAGAAUCAGCUGUGUGAGAUUCCAAAAAGGAUUAUUGAGCUGAAAGAGAUGGUAUCAGAUGUCAACCUCAGUUUUAACAAGCUUUCCUUUAUAUCCCAGGAAUUUUGCUUGCUUCAGAAAUUGACAUUUUUAGAUUUAAGGAAUAAUUUUUUAAAUUCUUUGCCCGAAGAGAUGUCAUCACUGACAAAACUGCAAACAAUCAAUCUUUCUUUUAACAGAUUCAAAGUGCUGCCUGCAGUUCUGUAUCACAUUCCCACAUUAGAAGCAGUUCUCAUCAGCAACAAUCAGGUUGGCUCCGUGGACCCUCAGAAGGUGAAACUGAUGGAAAACCUGAGCACUCUGGACCUUCAGAACAAUGACCUCCUGCAGGUUCCCCCAGAGCUCGGAAACUGUGUGCAGCUACGAAGCUUAGUUAAGUGUUUACAAGAAUCCCCAAGUAACAUGGGCAUACUUGAAGAAAUGUAAAUGAGCCUUAUAAUAACACUACUGCUAGAUGGAAAUCCAUUCCGAGUUCCUCGAGCGGCCAUAUUAAUGAAGGGCACAGCUGCUGUGCUGGAGUAUUUGAGAGACAGAAUUCCUGCCUGAGGAUAGCUGACAUCUUAUUCUGGUGGUCAUUCUGGAUAGAAGAGAGUCAGCCUCCAGCGACUGCUGUGUUCCCGGUGUCACUGUAUUCACUCUCACUAAAUGUUUACAGUUUGUGAAGUUUUUCAAACUCAUCCCUUGUGACAUUGAAAUAACUUUUUAUUUCAUGGGAUUUAAUAUUUCAUAAUAAUAAGGCAGCCAUCUAUUUAGAUCUGGAUUCCUCCCGGUUACUUUUUAUUUUCCAAAUAAUGUGAACUGAGCAAGACUGUAUUACGUGUAAGCCAGCAAAUUUUACUAAAGUAUUAUUCUUUGGCAUUUAAAAGAAAAUCAGACUUUUCAUUCCCCAGGUUAGGACUUGCUGUGUGGUCAGUGUCAAUGCAUGUUUAUGUGUAGGAUUUUGGCUUUUAAUUUUUUUAAACUUCUACAUGUGUGGGCAUCCUUUAUUCCGGCCUGGUACUUCUUAUUUCCAACAACAUGGUUCCCAAAUCUGCUUACAGCCUGAUUAAAGCUAGACUGUCAGUUUUACAGUGAUUUUUCUAAAAGGGAAUUAGUUAUAUACAAGCUUGAUUUAAUAAAAACCAAAUAUAAACAUUGUUGUUUACACUGAAAUUAUCAAAAGCAGGUUUAUGAGCUCUUCUGGCUCACCAUAUGAUUGUGUCAAGAAGCCAGUUCAGAAGUAACGUGUGUCGGGGCGGAGGUAGACAACUUACAGGUGGUUGAGGUUGUUGAUGUUAGGAAAAGUCGGUGCUAAUCAAGAUACAUGCUUCAUGUCCAUAAUAAAAGUUACGUUUUUAAGAUAUCA